Messenger RNA from Sinocyclocheilus rhinocerous, 1505 nucleotides. RefSeq names its product dentin sialophosphoprotein-like. The transcript is spliced from 7 exons. Gene Ontology annotation, biological process: ossification; cell adhesion. The record is from RefSeq and is a predicted model, not a curated record. NCBI's taxonomy places the organism in Eukaryota, Metazoa, Chordata, Actinopteri, Cypriniformes, Cyprinidae. The coding region runs from base 1 to 1209 and encodes 402 amino acids.
AUGGUGGUCCAGGAGCACCAUUUCCGGCUGUGUCUGGCUGACAUGUGCGAGACGGACAAGACACGAUUCUUGAACGCCCCCGUGUCCCAGACCGGCCUUUUCGGCGACACGACAGAGGAUCGCCAGAACACCACCACCCCUAAACUGAGCCCAGACAGAUCUCCUUCCCUUCUCACCCAGCUCAGAAAUUCAUCACAUCAUCACUAUUCAGCUAGGCUUAUCAAUGAUAAGAGCAUCCAGGGAACAUGGUUUAAAAAGCCAACCAGCAGCCAUCUCUCACUAGCAUCAAAACAUAGCAAGACCUCAUCUGAUAAACGGGACCUCAGUCAAUCCUCCGACUUUGUCAAAGAGCUUCUCAAAGAGAAAGAGGACGUGGUAAUUGUCACGUACAUGAGCAAUACAGUGAGUAUUGUUGUAUUUAUGCCAAGGCAUUUGGUUGUGUUUCAGACCACGCCAGCUGAAUCCAAUGAAAGCACAGACAGUUCAGAUGACAGUGAGGAUGCAGAUGAGGAAUCUGAAACAGAUGAGAGGGAAGAUGAGAAUGAUACUGAUACCAGUGAGAGUGAAUCUGGAGAAUCUGCGAUCACCGUUGUCCCCUCCACAGUAGAACCCUCACUGGACCCCAUCAUCAACACAGGCCGGGGAGACAGCAUGGGCUACCCUAGCGACUACAAAAAAAACAUUGUCUACGUGGAUGCAAACAACUUUGAAAAAUUACCUUCCCCAUACAAGUCCUACAGCAGUGACAAGUUGGGUGGCUUGACAUUUGUGAGCAAGAAGUCCUCUGACCAGAGCAUCAAUGAUGUGGAGAAAGAGAUUAAACUGUACAAGGCUCUGCAGGUGCAUGAUACUCUUCUGGAGGAGGAGGACACCAGCACCCCAGAGGUGCAGAACAUGGAGCCAAACGACCGCCAGGCUGCUCUGGGAAGCCAAGAUAUCGUUCCCACCGGAAACCAGGAUGCUACAGCAGAGUCAGACAGCGAGGGGGCAAGUGCUGGCGACACUCCCAAUGACAGCGUGAGCGCCAGUGCCAGCCAGGAGCAAAAUGAAGAGGAGUCAGAUAGCAGCCCGAGCAGCGAGGAGACCACAGCCACACCUGGACCUGCAGACAGCGAGGACGACUCCUCACAGAGCACAGAGAGCCAGGAGAGCGAUUCGGAUGAGGAGACCACCCAGACCACCGACGCUACCGUUAUCAUAGCAAAGUAAACACGUCCAAGCACAAACCCUCAACGGGCUGUCGACAGAAACGAAUGCAAAUGUAUUAAUUGUAUGGUGCUUGGUGACUCACUCCACCUGAUGUUAGUGUGAGUUAGACAAACGGCAGAGCACAAAGAUACGGUUCAUACAAGUUCUUGAACUGCUGCCUAAUCUGUUAAGAUGCAGUUUCAUCUCAACAAUGGCUUCCUGUUCAUUGCACAAUUAUUUACAAUAUUAAUGUAAAUGUAAUUUUAUACUGCUCUAUGUAUGUAAUGAUUGAUCAUUCAUAAAUAAAUUUUGUCCUA